AUGAACGUGGAUGAACUGCAAGCAUUUAUUAGGAAAACCUUCACCCAUCAGAAGAAUGAACUGGAUGUCAAUGAUCAGAGGAGUUUAAUUGAUGUCUUCCUUGUCAAGCAAAAAGAGGAAAAGCCAAAUCCCAAGUUGUUUUUCACUGAUGUUAAUUUGGUACUUCUUGUGUCGGACAUAUUUGCGGCUGGAAUGGAAUCAUCCGCAACAGUCCUUCGAUGGGGCCUCCUGCUAAUGGCCAAAUACCCUGAAAUUCAGAAAAAAGUUCAAAAUGAAAUAGAAAAAGUAGUUGGUUCUGGAGAACUUUGUCUGAUGCAUAAAAAGCAGAUGCCAUAUACUGAUGCCGUCAUCCAUGAAAUCCUAAGAUUCGGUAAUAUUGCACCAACAGGUGUUCCCCAUUCUACUGCUCAAGAUGUGACUAUAAAAGAAUUUUUUAUACCCAAAGGUACUUAUAUCAUUACAUUACUAUAUUCUGUGUUAAAAGACAAAGAUUAUUUUGAGAAACCAGAAGAGUUCUACCCUGAGCAUUUUUUGGACUCAGAUGGAAACUUUGUUACACGUGAAGCAUUUAUGCCAUUUUCUGCUGGUAAGAGAAGUUGUGUCGGGGAGAACUUGGCUAAAAUGGAACUGUUCCUGUUCUUUACCACGCUGCUGCAAAACUUCACCUUCCGGGCUCCCCCAGGAGUUAAAUUAGACCUCACGGGUGAUUCUGGUUUCACAACUGCUCCAUUACAGCACGAGAUCUGUGCAAUUCCUCGAAACUAA
Messenger RNA from Staurois parvus, 765 nucleotides. NCBI's taxonomy places the organism in Eukaryota, Metazoa, Chordata, Amphibia, Anura, Ranidae. The record is from the annotation of a GenBank genome assembly.